Messenger RNA from Delphinapterus leucas (beluga whale), 2813 nucleotides. RefSeq names its product dephospho-CoA kinase domain containing (gene DCAKD). Gene Ontology annotation, biological process: coenzyme A biosynthetic process. Gene Ontology annotation, molecular function: dephospho-CoA kinase activity; ATP binding. The record is from RefSeq and is a predicted model, not a curated record. Lineage: Eukaryota; Metazoa; Chordata; Mammalia; Artiodactyla; Monodontidae.
AUGUGGGAUCUUAGUUCCCUGACCAGGGAUCGAACCCACAUCCCCUGCACUGGAAGGCAGAUUCUUAAUCACUGGAGCACCAGGGAAGUCCCUCAGUUCCUUAUUCUGCUUGAACCCAUUGGGUGUUUUGUUUGUUUGCACUUUUCUCCUGUAGGGAUUUACUGGCAGUGAGCAGCAUGUUCUUAUGGAAAGAGGAGCAGGCUGGGAGCCUACCCUUUGCCACUGAGGGGAGAAUGUGACCCCCAAGUAUUUCCCAUUCCCUUUCCUGCUUCUGGAGUCAUUCAGUCAUUCAUUCUACGCAUAGUUAUCAAACAGUCUGUCAGAACAAGAAGGGAACAUUGGUUGAGGGUUCCUUGUGUGCUAGGUACUGUUCUGAGUGCUUUGCAUGUAUUAACACAUUUACUCUUCAUGGCAACCCAGAGUAGGUGUCCUUAGCUCCAUUUUACAGGUGAAGAAACUAAGUCAAAGAAAGCUUAAAUAACGUGACCAAUAUCACUCACCUGGUGAGCGACUGACAGUCACUAGACACCGGGCUAGAUGUUAGAGACAAAAGGGUCCAAACUGGACACAGCUUGUGACCUUGUGGAGCUUAUUUUAUCUAACACGUAGUCACACAAAAGUACAAAGCACAGUGGGCACACGGGAAGGAGAGGAAAUGAAGUGGUGAGAGAUGUCAGAGGCCUGAUUUGGGUUUGGGGGGUGGACGAGGCUGCACCGAGAGAGGUGGCCUGCUUCCUCGCUGCUUUCAGGUCCUCACUCAGAGUGACUGCUCUGGUCCCUCGUUUAAAACAAUGACCCCCGUCACUCUUGAUGCCCUCCCCCACUCAGCAUCGCCACACAUAUCGUGAGCUUUUCGAUGAUUUUUGAGCCAGAUCAAGAAGAGGAUAUCAAAGGUGGUCACUUUUCUGGUAGGUGCCUGCAGAGGAGCUACGGGACAGGUCUGCGUGGAUCUGGGUGCCUGACUUUGAGGCAGCUGGGAACCUAAACCUUCGUUACCUCCUUGCCAAGCCUUAAGGGGACAGUGGGCUCUCGGUCAGUACGGCUCUUGGGCAGACCCAUCCCCCACCCUCCCCAGGCCCAGGGCAGGUCCUUCGGCGUUCCUGUGCGGGACCAUCGCAACUGGGGAGCUUGGCCUCUGGUGACCUCCCUCUUUCCUAGGAAGAUGUUCCUGGUGGGCCUGACAGGGGGCAUUGCCUCAGGCAAGAGCUCAGUGAUCCAGGUGUUCCAGCAGCUGGGUUGUGCGGUGAUUGAUGUGGACGUCAUUGCCCGGCAUGUCGUCCAGCCAGGGUACCCCGCCCACCGGCGUAUCGUGGAGGCCUUCGGCACUGAGGUCUUGCUGGAGAAUGGCGACAUCGAUCGAAAGGUCCUGGGGGACCUGAUCUUUAACCAGCCCGACCGGCGGCACCUGCUCAACUCCAUCACCCACCCCGAGAUUUGCAAGGAAAUGAUGAAGGAGACCUUCAAGUUCUUCCUCCGGGGAUACCGCUACGUGAUUCUGGAUAUCCCCCUGCUGUUUGAGACCAAGAAACUGCUCAAGUACCUGAAGCACACAGUGGUGGUGUACUGUGACCGAGACACGCAGCUGGCCCGGCUGAUGCAGCGGAACAGCCUGAACCGCGACGACGCAGAGGCCCGGAUCAAGGCCCAGCUGCCCCUGAAGGACAAGGCCCGCAUGGCCCGCCACGUUCUAGACAACUCGGGCGAGUGGAGCGUCACCAAACGCCAGGUGGUCCUCCUGCACGCCGAGCUGGAGCGCUCCCUAGAGUACCUGCCACUGCGGCUCGGGGUCCUCACAGGGCUGGCCGGCAUCGCCAGUCUCCUCUACCUGCUCACCCACUACCUCCUGCCUUCCCCCUAGCGGGGCCCUGCAAGACAGGAAUUCCUGGGUCUCCAUCUCCUCAGAGGCUGAAACCAGGUAAUGAAUGCAUCCGGUUUCCUCCCAACCCCUCAGCACACACACUCUGGAUCUGGGCUGGAGCCCUGCACUGGGCCGACCCUUCCUCGGAGCACAUCCUGUCCAAGGCAGAGAAGCAGCCCUCUGUCAGCAGAUGCUCCUUCCCACCUCCCCCAGCACCCCUCCCUCUGGAACAGUGUCCAUCACGGGCUGUGGAAGCAACAGUGGUAGACUCUUGUAACUUUCUUGUGGGCGGGGGUGAGGAGCACCUUCAGUGGCCGUCACCAGUGUUUAAAGCUGGGAGGGUCCCUGGGCUUGAACCCUUUCCUAGCACGUGCCCCGUCACGGCCAAAACCCCCUGCGUGGACCAUGGGAAAUCAGUUUAGACCAAGGGCUGCCUUCAAGCAGGAUUCCCCUGUAGAUUGAAGCCCUUGGCCAGGAGGCAGUAACAAUUCCCUUGUCGUGAUGCUGUAGUGGGGCAGAGGCCAGGCCUCUUCUGGGAUGACCCACUGUCCCACCGUGGCAUUUCCCUCGCACUCUCCACACCCUGCUCCCCGCCUCCUACCACUCUACCUCCCUGAGCUCUUGCUAGGCUGCACGCGGUGCACCAGGCUGUUUCUGGCCUCUUUGCCUUCACCUUGCUGCUCCCCAAUCUGGAAAACCUUUUUUUUUUUUCCCUACAACUGGCUACCUUCCAGCUCAGGCACCAUCUGAAGCCCCAGGCUGGGUUAGGUGCUCUGGGAUACCCCCUGCCCCACAUUUUACCUGAAUCCACAGUAUAAUAAUCAGCCCCAAACUGGUUAGUCUCUCCCACUAGACUGUAAGCCCUUUGAGGGCAGGAACUGUGUCUUAAUCAUCUGUGUUCCUGGUGCAGAGCCUCACUCACCAUUGGUGCUGAAUAAAGUGUGUCGAUCUGAAA